AUGAUAGCGAACGGCAGUGGCAAGGUAGUUGCAACCCCUCCGACGGCCGGUUUCCCCUGGGAAUCGUCGAGCCAGAGCUCGGAGUCGUGCGGUAACACGGGAACGGUCAAACGCCGGCCGACCUCGCUGGAGUCGAAGGAGAGGACGCCAUCACCGACGCACGAUGGCGGUGGUAAGGCGAUGGCCCCUCGGUCCAGCGGGAAACCCGGUGGCGGCGGCGGUGAAAGUGACACUGGUGUUCCCGGUGAGACCAAACCAAUCGACGGACACCCGGUGCCCGGUUCCGAGCCAAUCAAAUCGAGGGCCGUUUCGACGAACCGACCGUCCAAAAUGGCCCCGGAGAGAAGGAAAACCAUAAGUGAUACGAAGAUACCGUUCAGCUCGAAGUCGAAGCCCAAGCCGGCCCCAGCCACUCAGCGGAGUGGCAGUUCUGGGCCGAAGGGUGAGCCGAAAAGUUCCUCAAAUAUGAAAUCAACCGACAGGAAGCUGUCGUCACCGCCGGGAGCACCGGAAGCGUCUGGGCGGUCACAGAAGAAGGUGUCUUUUAUUCCGAGCCUGGCGAUGGGUGGCGUCACCGGUACGGCCACCAGUACGCCCCCUGGCGGCAACGUGCGAACUAGCGCCGUGAAGACGAUUCUUCGGACACGGGCCCAACAGACGGCGGGCGCCGGUGGCAGUGGCGGUGACGGUGGUGCGGUGGAGUUUAGGGAACUGUACCGGGACUAUCCGUUGCCGUUGCCACCGUAUCGGGACCCACCACCAGCACCACCACCGGCUCCACCGGAGGUGAAAGAAUUUUGUGACGAUCCGCAGAUUAGUGUCGGAGCCGAACCGACCAAGACCGAGGACCAGCUCGGUGGAGUCGUCCGGUCGAAGCUGAAGGGCUUCGGAUUGGGUAAGCUGAUAUCAUCGCACUCGUCGGCCCAGGAACGGAGAAGUUCGAACAAUUACGUCACGCUGCCACCGUCACCGAAAGCGUCCAGCAAACUGAUGUCUUCCAAGGGCGGUGGCGACUUGCCAGCGCUUCCUACGCAGGUGGCGACCAUAGCGGCAGCAGCCUCCAUGGGUGCGCUGGAGAAACCAAGGCACCCAUCACCGGACGACAUCCUGGCGAAGCCCGAAUUCAGCUCGUCCCUGUUCAAAAACCUGCCCGUCCGGCAGAAGAAGGGCACGGUCCCGCACCUGGAGAACUACUGUCUGUUUGAUCCGUCGGUGGACUUCUUCAACGAGAAGGAACACAAGAUGCGUGCGAUACCGGAGACGGCCGAGCUGGCCGAUCCGGUCCUGUACCAGGAUCACCUGAUCUACGACGCGGUCGAUCGGGUCUCGGACUCGGACAACUAUUUCACCAUCGAGCCGGGCUCGCAGGAUAUCGAAGCGAAGAAUCGCCUUUCGCUCGAGAAGGUCGAAGAGAAGAUUGACGAAAUAUUCAACAAAACUCGGCCGACAUCGUCUUCGUCAUCGUCCAACUCGACCAGUGGCUCCAGUCCGGACUAUCCGUCGAUGUUCAACUCGGUCAUCGAGACACCGUCGUCGAAUCUGGAGUCGACGGACGAGAGCGACUAUGGGUUCCGGAACCGGCUCAUCGAGAACCUGAAGGUGCUGUCCGUGCCCAAGUCUAUCUCCGGCUCGAUACCUGACGAGGAAGUGGAGAACGAGGAAGGUGCCGGUGGAGAGCGGGGUGCCGGGCGACAAUUGUCACCUCCUUCAUCGUCGGUGUACUAUGGCGUAGUGUUGAAGACGCCGAUCCCGGUCGCUUCCCGACUUGAGCGACUUCAUCAGCAGCAAUCUGUGUCCUUGCCCAAUUCACCCCUCCUGCAGCAUCGUCUCCAGCAGCAGCAACAGCAGGCCCUCAAGCGAAAAUGUGAUGAUUCAUCAUCGUCUUCCUCAACCGUGUCGCCUCCUGCCGCCACCUCCGCCCAUCCGGAAGGGACGGCCACGCAAGAACCCCUCACGAGCGCCAGCAUCGCUACGCAGGCUCCCGAUAGCAUCGACCCGGCACCACCAUCACAGCACACCCCGGGGACACGGAACGCAAUCAACACGUCUCCUGCCUCCUCCCUGCUGCUGUCGAGAGUGACAAAAAUUAAGCCCGAAUCUAGCGGCACCGGAAAUGCGGCUCCCGCCGGAAGUGCCGCUUCGAAGGUGGCCAAUUUUCUGCCCCUGCUCCGGAGCACGUUCGCUCUGGAUCCGCUCAAGUCGAGCUUUUCGCUGCCUCAGCUCCCUACCGGUGGCGGGGCUCGUUUGGGCACGGCGACCGGAAGUAGUGGCGCUACGGGAGCCAUCAGCAAGGCGUACCCGAUGGCCAGUGGUCAUCAACACCAGUUCCAGCAGCUCCAGCAGCAGCAUUCACACCGGAAUGGAUCUCUGGAUGCGACCCCGCUGUUCUGUCGGCUAAGGAAACGGGAGCGACCGCUCUCGAACCAUAGCGACGCCGACAGUGGCUUCCUUAGUCCGGCGACACCACCCGACUCGAACGGUGCCUCAAUAUUGGCCGCCGUCACCGACGAGGAACUCGCUGCCGUUGGUGGCUCCGGGACCGUGGCUUCCGCAUCCUCCUCGGACGCGGUUGUUCUGGAGCAGUGCGACAGCAUCCAGGAACUGAUACAGAUCUACACCGACUGGGCCAACUACUAUCUGGAGCGGGCCAAAUCGAAACGAAAAGUGUCCGACCUGUCGGCCGACUGCCGCGAUGGGCUGCUGCUGGCCGAGGUGAUCGAAGCUGUCACCACCUUCAAAGUACCUGAUUUGGUGAAGAAACCAAAAACUCCUCAACACAUGUACGACAACGUUAACUCCUGUCUCACGGUCCUGAGACAGCAUCAGGUCGGUGGCCUAGAAUCGGUCACACCGAACGACAUCUGCGGCGGGCGGCUAAAGGCGGUUCUUUCGCUCUUCUUUGCUUUGAGUCGGUACAAACAAGCAACGAAGCAGAAAUCAUCGCUGCAAUUGCUGCAUCAGCCACCCCCGCAGCUGCACCAUCAGCAGCAACAGCAACAACAGCAGCAACAGCAAACAAAGGUUGAGAUUCAUGCGGCUCCGACGGAAAUGACCAACCGACAACUUCCGGUUCCGUACGCUAAGCCGGGCGUAAAUGGCGGCACGGCCAUCCCACUGCCGGCGACGGUGCUGGUCACCCGACGAUGUCCGCCGGAUAAGGUCCGGCCACUGCCACCGACACCGAACCAACAGACCGGACUGCACGGUGGCUUACAGAAGCAUACCCUCGGUGGCGGUGUCGGCGGCGGUGCCAUGGUCGGAGUCGUCUCCAACAGCACCCCAUCCGACGGCGGCAGCUGCCCGGGGAGUCCCCAGCACAACGGUACCGCGAUAAUCACCCAGAUCCCGAAGGGAAACAAUAGUCUGCGGCUGCCACAGGCGGCGAACUGCAAGAUCCCUGCGAGCCCGUACUCGGCAUCGGCGGCCUCAACGCUGCAGCAUAACAAUCACCAUAACAACAACAAUAACAACAACAUCACCCUGAUCCCGAACGGGAACGUGACGAACAUUCCGACGAACCCGGCCAUCCACCAGCAGCAGCAGCAGAAGCACUCGAUGCUGGACAAGUUCAAGCUGUUCAACAGCAAGGAGAAGCAGGACCGGGCCGCCCAAAAGUCCCAGAUCUCGAAGCGGACCAGCUCGAGCAGCGGCUUUUCGUCGGCCCGGAGCGAACGGAGUGACUCGAGCCUCAGUCUGGACAAUGGCCACCAGCAAACGCCGGCACCGGCCGGCAAGCUAGCCAAGGAGACCACGGUCCCGAAGAAGCCCGCAGACUCGGCCCCAAAGUCCACGGCCAUGACGGCGUCGACCGGGAAGUCCUCGUCGAAGCUCGUUUCGUCGUCGAAAUCGAGCGCGAAGGAGUCGGCGAAGGCGGCUGCGAAGGCCGAGAAGCUGCGUGGGGUUAAGGAGCCGGCCGGCCACCAGUCCCAGGAGUCCGUGGCCCAGCCGCAUGUUCCGCUCGCGCCUCAGAAGGCGCAGAAAAUUCCGAUGGCGACAACCGUGACGACGACCUCGAUGGCGGCGGCGGCUUCGGCGGCGUCGGCCGCAGGCUGCGUCGUGGCGUCGUCGAAGGCGCAAGACGCGUCCUCCAGGCUGAAACUAGCCACCGUGGGCAGUGGCAGAAAACUGGACACCAAAUCCGAAAGUAAAACGAGUUUGCUGCUGCAGCACCAGCAACUGGCGGCCGUUGGGGGUUCGCCGAUGAUGAUGUCGCCGUCGCACUUGCAGUCGCCCAAAACCAUGCUGCAGCCUCAGCAGCAGCAGCAGCCUCAGCAGCAGCAGCAGCUGCAGUCAGCAGUUAACACCGGCAUUCCGAAGCCGAUGGCCGCGAUCAAGGGAACCAGCAAGCCGUCGCACCUGCUGAGUCCGUGCGCGGCCAAGGAAGACGCCGGCGUGGUGGCCGUGGCGAAGCUGGCGGAAUCGGGCAAGAGCGGCGCCGUCGUGCCGAACAACAACAACCCCAACAACGGUGGCAACGGCAGCAUGUCCGACAGUAUGCACUCGAACUCGACGCAAGGAGCAUCGAUGGGCCAGCACUCGAACUCGAGCGACACGUCCAGCGUGGUCGCCUACCGGCCCAGCUCGGAGUCCGGCUCGGAGCAGCUGAGCAACCUGAACGGUGGCGGCUUCCUCGGCAACGGCAACAACCAUAUCAACAACAACAACCACACGAUCACCACCGCCAACACCAACAACAAUAACAACCUCAACCUCAGCAAGUUCCACACCGUCCCGACCAAGAUCCUCAACACUGCCAGCGGCGGGAUGGUACCGACGGCGGCGGCGCCGCCGAUGUCGCCAGGACCAGGCGGAACCGGCCCUAACGGGACAACGAUCUACGAGCAGGACGAAAAGCAGAUCACGGUGCUCCCGAUGCGCCCACUGCUCCGUGGCUACAACAGUCACGUCACACUGCCAACACGCGGCACCCGCGGACAUCACCCGCACCAGCCCCACCACCACCAGUUCCUGGGGUCGCCGGCCGACUACGGAUGUGAAGAUUUCGGUGGCCAGGGCGGUGGUUACUGCAGCGAUGGUGAUGCGCUCCGCAAGAUCCCGGCCCGCUACUCGGACAACAUCGACAAUGGCUACCUGUCGGAGGGUGGCGGUGGCGGUGGGAUCCUGACCAGCGGCGGUCGCCAGCACGCCGCGUCGUACAUCAGUGCGCUGCGGGCGCGAACCCAGCUCCCGACGACCAUCGAAGAGCGAUGUCGUAGCAGCCGGGGCGAUCAUCUGGACAGUGUGGGAACGGCAAUGGAGCACUCGCACGUCAACGGUGGCAAGAGCAGCGCCCGUCACAGCGCCGGAAGCACGGUCGGGCCGAACGGGCGCGAAUAUUGGGGCAAGCUUCCGGAGCCGUCACACCACGGCAAUGGCGGCAGCCAGCACAGCUCGCAGCCGCCGUCCCCGACCGGUACGCGCAAGGAUAAGAGCGGUUCGAGCCCGAGCCAGUCGCGCCGCAGUACGCCAUCGUCCAAGGGAACCUCAUCCGGUCGCACGAAAGCGGCCGGUGGUGUCCCGCAGAGCUUUGGCUACAUAAAGCGCACCAACGGCUCCAGCAUGCCAGGGGUGAUGGACCUGACCCAGCAGCAGCAACAACAACAGCAAGGGCAGAACCUGCUCACCGGCGGCCGCACGGCCCACGUGUCGGCCGUGCCACGGUCCGGAAAGCUGAAAGUUUCCGGUGGCACCCAGACAACGACGGCCGAUUUUCAAGCUAAAGUCCAGCAACAGCAGCAGCAACACCCACAGUACCGGAGCUUCUCGCUCACCGGUCCAGGAGCGGCGCAGCUCAGCCAGUCGGUGAAAGAAAGGUUUGGUUCCGGAACGCACAGUUUGCCCAAGCCGGGGCUAGAUAUGCAUGUCUUCCAACAUAGAAUGUCGAAUCGCGCCUCCGCCAAGCUGACCGACGGUAGCCUGUCCGAUACGCAAACGUACGCCGAGGUGAAGCCCGACUACGGCUCCUACGCCAUGUGGCUGAAGCACUCGAACACGGCCAGCAGCCGCCUGUCGGAGGGCGACACGCUGGACGCCAUUGCAAUGGGUUCGGCGCCGGCGGCCGCCGUGGCCGCCGUCACCGGAUCACCGGGACCGGCAACCCGGCCCCACAAGCUGCUGCACCACGCGCGUGGCGAGACCCAGCAACCCCAUCACCACCAUCACCACCACCACACCACCGGUGCCGCCACCACCAACAGUCCCCGUCUCAAUCGAAGCAAUAGCAUCAGCUAUCUGAAAGAGAGGACCUACCCCAGAUCGACCAAGUCGGAGAAAAUGUAUCCCUCGAUGCUGAGCCGCGGCCCGGACGUCGAGAUCGAACCGUACUACUGUCUUCCGGUCGGCACGCUGGUCCACUCCGGCAACGGGAUGUCCGUGCCGUGGAGUCAACCGACCUCACCGACACCGCCGACCCGUGGUUUCGCCGGGCUGCUGUCUCCAACGCACACCAGUGCCGCCGCCACUCGGUUGACCUAUCCGAAGAAGAACGACGAAGUGCACGGCAGUCAGGCAUCGCUACUGUCCGGAGGAUCGUCCCUUUACGGAUCGACGGAGGAACGACAGGCCACCGAGGUGCGGAGACUGAAACGCGAACUAACUGAUGCCCGGGACCAGGUCAUGAGUCUCUCCAGCCAGCUGUCAACUAACGCUCAUGUGGUGGCAGCGUUCGAGCAGAGUCUAUCCAACAUGACCCAUCGGCUGCAGUCACUGACGGCAACUACGGAGAAGAAGGAUGGCGAAAUAUUGGAGAUGCGCCAGACGAUAGAACUGUUGCGGAAGCAAUCGAUCCAGGCCGGAUUAACUACCGCCCAUAUGCAGAGUAUGGGCGUACAAGUUAACGGACAGGUCAACGGAACGGCCGCAACGGAACAGACGAAAACAUCGACGAUCAACAACGGCGGCGCCAGCAGUGUCGGUGGGUCGCCUGCCGCUGCACCACCGUCGUCGGCGGGCCCGGCGGGAGCGGAAAUGCAACGGCACCACAGCUCCGACUCCAUGUGCUCGCUGAACUCGGUCAGUUCCGGCUGCUCGGCGCAGGACAAGAGCAAGCAGAAGAAGAAGGGCUGGCUGCGCAGCUCGUUUACCAAAGCCUUUUCGCGCAACGCAAAGAUUUCCAAAACCAAUCGCCACGUGGUGGCCGGCACUGCCGGUACGGUGGCUGCGGCCGGCGGUGGAGGAGCGGGCCCUCCCGAUGGUAACCACCAUCAUCACCAUCACCAUCAUCACCACCAUCACGGUGGGCCGCUGAUUGAGAACGGAUCGCCGGCCAUGAAGCCACCGCUGAACGGUGGUGGCGUUGGCGGUGGACUGAAGCCAGCACACGGCAUCAUUCCACCGCCUCCGAGCGCCGGACUGCCACCGCUUUCACCCACCAAAGGCAGUCCGCAGAAAAUGCUGUCCAUCGUUGACAAUGCCAAACCGGUCGAUGCGAUCGAACAGAACGGCAACCCCGUGGUGGAAGAUCUCAAGAAGCAGCUGCGGGAGAAGGACCUCGUCCUGACCGACAUUCGGCUCGAGGCGCUCAGCUCGGCGUCGCAGCUCGAAAAUCUCAAGGACACGGUCAUGAAGAUGCGCCAGGAGAUGAUGAACCUCAAGCAGAACAACGAGCGGCUGCAGCGGCUAGUGACGACCCGAUCGCUGGCCGGCAGUGAAGUGUCGCUCGGUCCAGUCAGCCCCAGUGGUUCGAUCGGCGAACCUCGACGCUACAGCCUGGCGGCCGAUUCCGGCAUGGGCCGGGCUCCCCUCGAGCUUCCGCAAAAUCUGGACGAAACGGAAGAGGACAAUAUCCCGCCGGCACCGGCACCGGAACCACCGCCGGCCCCGCUCAGCCCGGCGAUCAUCGCCGAGUUGUCUCCCACGAUCGAGCGGGCAGCGCUGGUGAACGAAAUCCUGACGACCCCGGCCGAGGACGUGGCCGAUCCGGUCGACGGCAAGAAGAUCUCGAUCGCGGUCUACCUGGGGCAACCGGAUUCGUUCCCGAAGUACGCGGAGGAGAUGAAUGAAUGUGAUAACUUUUACCACUCGUCGCCGGACGACGAUGAGGACAGUAAGCUGGAGGGCGGCGGUAAAGCCGGUCGGUCCUCGUUCUCCGUCGGCACCGAUCUGGAGGCGAACGAGUUCAUCAUCGCGUACACGUACAUUUCGGGCAAGACGACCUGGCAGAACCUGGACUACAUCGUGCGGAAGACGUUCAAGGACUAUCUGUCGCGCAUCGAUCCGGGCACGAACCUGGGGCUUAACACGGACUCGAUCACCUCGUACCACCUCGGGGAGGCGAAGCGUGGCCCGGAGAUGGGCUUCCCGGAGCUACUACCCUGUGGUUACAUCAUCGGCAACGUGAAGACCCUCUACAUCUGUCUGCAAGGCGUCGGAAGCCUGGCGUUCGAUAGUCUGAUUCUGCGAAACAUCGUCCAUCGGUACAUUUCGCUGCUGACCGAACACCGGCGGCUGAUUCUGUGUGGCCCGAGUGGCACCGGAAAGUCGUACCUGGCUCGCAAAUUGGCCGAAUUCCUGGUUGCCCGUGCCGGGCGCGAUAAUCCGAUCGAAGCGAUCGCCACCUUCAACGUUGAUCACAAGUCUUCGAAGGAGUUGCAACAAUACCUUGGCCACAUAGCGGAGCAAGCGUCGAUGGCGAACGGUGCCGCCGAAGAUCUGCCGGCGGUGAUCAUUCUGGACAAUCUGCACCACGCAUCGGCCCUUGGCGAUGUGUUUUCUUGCCUCCUGAGUGCAACGGCCUCCAAGCUGCCCUGCAUCAUCGGCACUAUGUCGCAGGCAACGUGCAACACCACCAACCUGCAGCUUCAUCACAACUUCCGAUGGGUUCUGACGGCGAAUCAUAUGGAACCGGUGAAGGGUUUCUUGGGGCGCUUUCUACGCCGCAAGCUAUUCACGGUGGAACUGCACAAUCAGCAACAGCAACCGCAGCUCGAGAAGGUGCUCAAGUGGCUGCCGACCGUCUGGCAGCACAUCAAUAGCUUCCUCGAGACUCACAGCUCGAGCGACGUUACGAUCGGACCCCGGUUAUUCCUGUCCUGUCCGAUGAACUUGCCCGAUUCGCAGGUUUGGUUCACGGACGUGUGGAACUACCAUCUGGCACCGUACCUGAUGGAUGCGGUCCGGGAAGGCGUUCAGCUGUACGGACGGCGGGGCGGUGCUUGGGUCGAUCCGUGCACGUACAUCCGAGAGACCUACCCAUGGCCGAUCGGACCAACGACGGUCCCGCAGCUGCGCCAGAUCACGGCCGAUGACGUGGGCCUUGAGGCGAGCGCUCCGGCGAACUCGGAAAACCAGGACCCGUUGCUCAACAUGCUGAUGCGGUUGCAGGAGGCGGCCAACUACAACGGAGGCAACACCGAGCAGGAUUCGGACUGUGCCAGUUUGGACUCGAACAUGACGCACGACAGCUCGGCUGGAGCCGAAUAGGCUGAGGGCGCUGCCUGGACUGCCAACCUCUCAGUAAAAACGGGUCCCCGAAAAGUCACGUAAGUGGACGUUUCGCGGAAGUGUGAGAGGAACUUUAAAGUUGGCCAAUUAUUGUUUACCGAGCACCGAAAGGAUAGACGUUGCCGAUGUGUGAAAAGUGUAGGCCACCAGGAGGACACACCGGCCACGGAAAGUAGAGACCAUUAAUUAAUUGCCAUCCACGCCGCGGGUGAUGUUUGACAAUUAUGGUGCCGCCAAACGGUGUGCGUACGUGUCAUCGGGUCGAUCGACAUUAUUAAGGCUCAUUAACGCGAGUGCAACCAUUAAAAGUAAUUAACCGGCGUGCGGCGAGAUCGUGGUGGCAACAGAAAAAAGUGGGAACCAACAAAACGCCGAACGAGCCACACGACAGGGUUCGUGAUAUCAAUUUCACACGUGAAAAGCUACCCGGUCCCGGGGAACCCUGGCCGGAUUUGUUUAUCGAAAGGAAAAAGGUGAACCGAACCACGAAUAUAAUCAUGAGUUAAAAUGAAACGAAAAAGUAAUCAAACGCAGAGAGGCGCGCAGCGAAAAGAAAAGUCCUCCGAAUGAGCAAAAUGAGCCAUAUUUUGCAUGCAUUUUCAGUGGCAAUGGCUAGCGAGCGCCCUCUAGUGUUCGGUGGUGAAAACGCUCAAUUGAAGCGCGCGCGCUGUGCUGCGUGUUGCAUACCCGCUAGGCGUAUCGAUUGAAUGCUUCUCGCUGGGCUAGCCGUUUUUGAUGUUCAAAUGGGCGGAAAAAUGGAUCGUUUUUCGAUUCUGCCGAGUGGUGGCAUAAUGCAAAUGAUCGAAAGGAAAAAGAAACUGCCACGGGAUGGGCGAUAGAGCAGUAGUAACAUUACACAAAACCACACCAACCAAAAUGCGUUCAACGGAAACAAUAAUCAAAUUGUGAGCAUGGCAGAGAGAGAGAGCGAGCGACUGGGAGACAUGUGUGCAUUAACAUAUGCAAACCCAUUCAUUUAGAGAAACAAACAUUAAUGAUAUCGACGGUGGGGCAGCUGAUACAUCGCCCCGCCAGUAUAUUGAAGGUUUACUCUUUCCGCGCGCGCGCUGUUUUUCGCGGUGAGCUUUUGAUGUGCGUAUUUUUUGUAAUCGUACCGAGGGAAGGCGAGCGAGAUUCCCCGCUGGAAGCUUCCACUUGUAAAUAGUAACACGCAUUCGUAUCGGUAUCCUGUAACGAUAAGCUACUCUUUACACACAGAAACACACACCUAAACUCUCACGUUUCACCAGCAGCAGUAUGGUAAAGUAACGGUAAAAGUUAUCAUAAUCAAUCGCGCGUACGUUUCGUAUCCUAUAUAGCUAGUUAGCGUAUGAAAUUUAGGGUUUUAAACGACGUCCGCCAAGAAGGUGUGUCACCCGCUCUACUAACCUCUAUCGACCACUAUCGUGACGAUUUUCUUCGUAUGUUAACAAAAAGAAACUGUUCGAUUGUUUGUCGCUUCUAAAGCUUUAAUGAGUUCUGUUCCAGCUACACCGCGACCCUUCAAUGUAUCCCGCUCCUGUCUCAAUGUGGCCCGCUCGGUGGCCCGCUGUCCAUGUGUUGUAAAAUAGUGUAGAAUAAUUUUCCCGCUUUGUACUGUUCCCGUUUCCUCCUAUUUUUAAUAGUUUUUCAUUGUGCUGUAAAGUAUUGGGUCUCCGCCGUUUGUAUUCUCCCCAUCAGCCAUCAAUCGAUCCGCAAACUCAUGGAACUCGUGAUAAAACAAGCAUAACCUUUAAUCGAUAUACAUUUAUAUAUAUAUAUAUCGGACCACGGAACCAAUCGUUGUUGGUAACAACACAAUAAUCGUGUGAUUAGCGGCCCAUUAGCGGCUUAUCGUCCGCCAGCCAUUCGGGUGCAGUCAAGCGGAAUUAAACCGCUCCAUGCACACAUGAGUGGAGCGCACGGGGCACGGCAACCAAUCGCGCCAAAGCUCACACGCAUCAUAAACAUUCAGGCCCCCCGCAACAUACAAUAAAAUGAGGGAAAAAUCGAAAGCGCAACAUUGAAUACUACAAACGCACGCAGCAGAUAGCAAGAGUAAUGUAAUGAAAAGUGAAACAUCAAAACCAGAGUAACAAAUAACAUUCAAAAGUGAUACUAGUUGACGGGGAAGGGAGAAGAACUUAGCGGACAAAACAAGAGUAACCACAUACCGAUCCCGGGGAGAGAAACGCGCAGAGUGUAAAGAAGUUUAUUGCAAAC
Molecule: messenger RNA, 11643 nt
Organism: Anopheles bellator
Lineage: Eukaryota; Metazoa; Arthropoda; Insecta; Diptera; Culicidae
Gene: sick
Product: protein sickie
Exons: 20
Coding region: 1-9420 (3139 amino acids)
Biological process (GO): nervous system development; neurogenesis
Molecular function (GO): ATP hydrolysis activity; protein binding; ATP binding
Source: RefSeq, a predicted model, not a curated record